AUGGAGGCCCUUAACUGGAUUGCUAGUGAGAUGGGAAGAAGAUUCUUUUCUUAUCUUCCCGAAUUUCUUUUGCUUCACUCUAAAGCAAAUUCCUGGUCCAGAAAUAGUUUUGAUCUUUUCAAUCCGUUCAUCCCAUCAUCUGUUAUCAAAGUCAGUUUUUACAAUUAUUUAUUUCUAUUGGUUCCUGAAUCUGGGUUGCUUCUUCCUUGCACAGGCCUGUGCUGUCUUGUUGAUUCAGGUGCACUUUUAUUUGUCAUGGAAGGUAAAAUCGUCAGGAGGGUCAUUCCUUCAGACAACAGUUGCCUCUUUAAUGCUGUUGGGUAUGUCAUGGACCAUGACAGACACAAAGCUCCUGUGUUGAGACAGGUUAUAGCUGCAACGGUUGCCAGCAAUCCAAUAAAGUAUUCUGAAGCAUUCCUUGGAAAGCCAAAUGGAAAAUAUUGUGCUUGGAUUCUUAACCCAGAGAAGUGGGGAGGUGCCAUCGAGCUUUCAAUAUUGGCAGAUUAUUAUGGUCGUGAAAUUGCAGCAUACGAUAUUCAAACCACAAGAUGUGAUUUGUAUGGACAGGGGAAGAACUAUCAGGAAAGAGUUAUGCUGAUUUAUGAUGGGCUCCACUAUGAUGCUUUGGCUAUAUCUCCCUCGGAAGGAGCUCCAGAAGAAUUUGAUCAGACAAUAUUUGCUGCAAAGGACAGGACCGUUGGGCCUGUUGAGAGGCUUGCUCUCAACCUUGUCAAGGAACAACAAAGGAAAAGGAGUUACACAGACACUGCCAACUUCAGUUUGCGAUGUGGGGUUUGCUACAUUGGAGUCAUUGGCCAGAAGGAGGCAAUGAAGCAUGCACAAGCGACAGGCCAUGUCAACUUUCAAGAAUAUAGAUAAGAGAAACCAAGAGAGAGGAGACAGAAAUCAAACCUAUUGGCUUUUGAUGUGCUACGUACCUAGAUUGUAUGGUUUAGGAAAUAAGUUUUUAUUAAUUUGUUGAAGUUCGACCAAUAAACUUAUCUAUUUUUUUUGGGUUAACUGUUGUGUAAUGUUGUAUUGUGUUGUACCAAAUGACCAGUUUACACCUGCCAUAAAUGAGAAACCAUGGUUCCUCUCUA
Messenger RNA from Ilex paraguariensis (yerba mate), 1100 nucleotides. The record is from the annotation of a GenBank genome assembly. Lineage: Eukaryota; Viridiplantae; Streptophyta; Magnoliopsida; Aquifoliales; Aquifoliaceae.